GUCCGUCUUAGAAGCCGAGCCCGCCGCCCGCUCCUCCUGCCACCUCUGCGUCAUGGGGCUCCUCGUCAAGAAACGGCGCAAGGCGGCCUCGCGCGGCGAGGCGCAGUGCGAGCAGGAUGAGCCGCCGACGCCCGAGCCUGCGCCUGCGCCUGCGCCUGCCGCUACACCGUCGAUUCAGCCGUCGGCGGCGAGGCCUCUGAUGGCACCGCCGGAAGGCACCAGACAGGCAGCGGCCGAGUGGGCCCGCCGCCGCCGGGAGUCUGCCGAGUCUCAGCCGCGCAGCGUUAGCGCAGCCGCUGUGGGUAGCACGGAGCCCGAUGCCGCUGCGCCUAUUCAUAUUGAGGACACCGCCAACGUGCCUGGCCAAGUCCUCCCCGCCGAUGGCGAGCAGGGCGGCGCCGAGGGCGGCGUGGACAGUGGCGACGGCACCGGCGAGGGUGUCGCCGAGGGCGGCACGGCGAAGCACGAAUCGCCGCGCAACGGCCGGCCGCCCGCCGCGUCACCGCGGGGCAAGGAGCGCAAGGCGGCGCAGGGCGAGCCGAGCUGCGACGAGGGAUUCUCCUUUGCGUACGGCCCGGCCAACUUUGGCUUUUGCUACGUGUCCCUCGAGGAACGCGAAGGGCUCAAUCUGCAGCGGAUCCGGGUCGACGGUCGCAAGGUUGGCUUCAGCGACGAGAGCCUCCGCGACGCGCUCGCAGCGAUGGAGGAGAUCAUGGAGAGGAGGGUGCCGGUGACGGUCACGUACGACGUGCGCAACGUGCCCACGCCGAGCAUGAAGCACGUGCGCGAGGGGCUCAAAUGGGCGGGCGAGCACAAGGAGCUGCUCGACGAGUACAUCCAGGGCAUCACCGUCAUACUCAACUCCUGGGUGCUGACCAAGCUGGCCAACUUUGUGCUCUCUGUGCUCAAGCCGCCGCAGCCAACCAAGAUCUGCCGCGACGAGGCCGAGGCCAUCGCCUUCCUGUGGGCGAAGUGCCAGACGGCGCGCUCGUGGGGCGGCGGCGGCAAGGACGCGCCGCGCAGAGGCAAGACGGCGAGCACCGUGCGAGCCUCGCCGGAGGGCGUGGGAGUGGGAGUCUGAGGUGGUAUUGUUGACUGACGGUGUGUAUCGUCCGAACCACAGCGUGUCCCGGUACAUAUCUCGUGGUGUUUCUCCUGUAACGUGGUGUGUUUGCGCAAAAGGUGGCCUAGUUGGUCGAAGCGCCGACCUUUAGGUCUAACAGAAGGCA
Emiliania huxleyi CCMP1516 is the source of this 1229-nucleotide messenger RNA. RefSeq lists its product as hypothetical. The record is from RefSeq and is a predicted model, not a curated record. The coding region runs from base 53 to 1081 and encodes 342 amino acids. Lineage: Eukaryota; Haptophyta; Isochrysidales; Noelaerhabdaceae. The transcript has 2 exons.